UUUCUCUGUCUAUCGUUGUUGCUAGUGAAGUUAACUGUAGUAUUUAUCCAUUAUCCUGGUCCGUCACAGAUGGUUAGUCAGGUAGACAUGGUCACCAGGCCCUCUCUAGGAGGAACAGGAAGCCCAGGAGGCCGCUUGGCCAACACCUCCCUCAACCUCUACUGUACCUCCUACAGGGCUUCUUACGGCAAAGAAGACUUCAGUCCAUGUCUAGGUCAUCAUUUCGGGACAGGUUACUCUGCCAACCUGAGACCUGCUGUUUACUACAGCCCUAGUCUGGACCACACUGAUAACCCACAGUUCGGGCGUUCUCUGCUAGAUAGUUUCCAGUCUCAGACUAAGCGACACUUCCAGCCCCUGACCAGACCUGAUGGGUCAGAGACCCUGCCUUGCCCCAGUGGACAGAUCAGAGAGAGUGGAUACCUACAACUCAAGACACGGCCUACAGCAAAUGUAUCCAUCCAGACAGAGUAUAUGGAUAACUUUGUUCCAUAUCGUCCCAGACCACCAGUUUCUCAGAAGCACCAGUUAGUGGGAGCCCAAGGAGAGAGCGGUUUCACUGAAGGGACGGCCCUGCAACCCAACACCUUUCUGCCCCAGUACCACAUGGUCAAUCCUAGGAGGACUGAGAACUCUGUGAUGAGAGAUGACUUCCUGCCAAUAUCCUUUCUUCAGGGCUCUGAGAUGCUCCCCAGGCUGGUCAGUAGAGGCCCCAGAGAAACAGGCUUCACCAGGGACACCGUGGACCCUCUGGCCUGUCUAGUGUUCGGUUACCGCCAGCCCAUCUCCACCAAGCGCUCGACUGUGAGCUACGGACUCCAUCUCCAGUCGUUACCGGCAGCCCAUCCUCCCAUCAAGCCUCCUGCUGAAUCAGACUCCUCUCCCAGUCGUUACCAGGCAGCCCAUCCUCCCACCAGCCCUCCUGUGAUUCAGACUCCUAACUCCAGUCGUUACCGGCAGCCCAUCCUCCACCAGCCCACCUACAACCAGCCCAUCCUCCACCAGCUCUCCUCGGUUACCGGCAGCCCCAUCCUUCAAACCAGCCUCUGUGUUCAGAUCCUCUCCAGUCGUUACCUGCAGCCCAUCCUCCACCGAGCCUCCGUGAUUCAGAUUCCCUCGCAGUCGUUACCCGCAGCCCAUCCUCACACAGCCUCCUAUCGUUACCGCAGGCAGCCCAUCCUCCACCAGCCUCCUGUGAUUCCAGAUUCCUCCUCCAGUCGUACGGCAGCCCAUCCUCCCCCAGCCUCCUGUGAUUCAGGACUCCUCUCCAGUCGUUACCGGGAGCCCAUCCUCACCAGCCUCCUGUGA
Messenger RNA from Salvelinus sp. IW2-2015, 1308 nucleotides. Lineage: Eukaryota; Metazoa; Chordata; Actinopteri; Salmoniformes; Salmonidae. The record is from RefSeq and is a predicted model, not a curated record.